Molecule: messenger RNA, 4602 nt
Organism: Caenorhabditis remanei
Lineage: Eukaryota; Metazoa; Nematoda; Chromadorea; Rhabditida; Rhabditidae
Exons: 8
Coding region: 1-4602 (1533 amino acids)
Source: RefSeq, a predicted model, not a curated record
AUGCGCUUCAAAUUGCUCUUCUUUUUGUAUCUGCUGACUUUUCCUCGGGAAUUGGGAUCAAAGAGCUUCAGUCAAGUUGCAAAUGAUUAUGGAACUGUUGGAAACGCACAGAAAGCAGCAAAACUUGGUUCCGACGUUUACAACGACCCAGCAGGAACCGUUGUAAAUGGUGUAAAACAAGUGGCCAGAAAUAACGUUCCUGGAGCUGAUACUUUUAUUACGGGCUUUGAAGAACUAUCCGAGGGUAAAUUUCCGACAGAAGGUGGCAAAAAAUUUGUAGAUCUAGCGCCUCCUGGUAUGCUUCCGCCUGGGUUCAAAACCGGAAUUAAAGCUGGAAUCGGUUUUGUUGGUGACUUAUUGAAUGGAGAAAGUUUUUUCAAAGCAGCUGGAAAAGCAAUCGGUGAAUUUGUGAACCCAGUAAAACUUGUGAAUAAUGUAGUCAAUGAGGUUGUGGGUCCAAUCGGGAAAGCUGUUUCCGGAGUGUUUUCGUUUUUCGGUGGCUUGUUUGGUGGAUUGUUUGGAGGAGGAGCUCCAGACAUUCCGGCAAUAUUGGAUCCUGUAGUACAAGGAAAAGCAGCAUUUGAUAAAGUGAUGUCGGGUGACACUGCCGGAGCUCUCGAAACACUCAAAAACUUUGGUGGCACUGCAGAGGAAUACAAGAAAGUUGUGGACAAGUUUGAAGAGGCGCAAGAUGCUGCAGAAAAGAUGAACAAGUUUCAAAACCAGCUCGCAGAUCUCAUGCCUCAAGUGGAAGAAAUAACAGAAAAAGUCACAUCAUUGGUGGAUAUGGAUGACGAUGAUAUCACGGAUCAAUUGAAAAAUCUCGAUCUAUUUGGUGAUAAAAUUAACGCUGCGAAGGAUUGGGCCGAUAAGUUUAAGGCAAAACUUCCUAAUGGACUUAACAAGUUGCUGAAAGAUGUGGCAAGUGCAGAAAAUCUUUUGAAAGCUGGGGAGUCUGCUCUUGGAUUUGCGUUGCCUGACGGGUUGAAUGGAUUUUUACAAGAUCCGUUUGGACCUAAUGGACCUUAUGGACCAAAGGGAUUGUAUGGGAUCAAGGGUAUGUAUGGACCUGAUGGCUUCUAUGGACCUAAGAGCUCAAUAGGACCCUUUGGACCAAAUGGACUAUUCGGGCCUAGUGGGCCGAAUGGGCUCAACGGAGCGUUUGGGCCAAAUGGAGCACUCAGUCCGGCGGGGCUUUUGAAGAAUGGAGUACAGAAACUUGCUCCAAAACUUCCGUUUCUUUACAACCCAGCGACUGCUAAACUACUUGAGAACACUCCAUUCGGUCCCAAGGGUACUCAUGGACUCAACGGGUUAUUCGGGCCGAAUGGGCCAUAUGGGCCAUUUGGACCCUUUGGACCAAACGGGCCGUUCGGAGCAAACGGACCAUUUGGACCGAAUAGCAAGAAAGGCAAAACACCGGGUAGUGAGAUUAAGGAACUCGUUGAGAAGUUCAUGAAUAAAAUUGAUAAGCCUGACUGCAGAACAGAAUUUCAAGAAGUUAUUCGGAAGUAUAAAAAUAAAAUUACGGAUUUACUCAAAACCAAUGUUCCGGAGGCGUUGAAAAAGUUGUUUGGCGAUAAGUUUGAUAAGUUGAAAAAAGCAGUGGAUAAGGCGAAAAAUUUGAUUAAAAAGUUGGAUGAGUUGAAGGAUAAGAUUCCAAAAAUACCCGAUCCGAAUCCGGUGAAAAAAGUAGAAGAAUUGUUGAGGAGAAUUCAAAAGCACAAGAAAAGAAACCAGAAUCCAUUCCAUAGACAAAAACCUCCUAAACGAAAAGUCAAUGGUACUACAUCCACGACGACUCAACAGCCACAAAUAAUGCCUUAUCCUCAACAAGCACUACAAAAUGUUAGGGAUGCUGUGAAGAAGAUUAGAACUUGUCUGGAACUACCACCUAAUCCUGGAAAGGAUGUUUUCACCGCGAUCAAACAGCUUCCUGGCCAAUUCCAAAGUGUGUUUGACCCCAUCUCAGGAAUGGCGGACACGAUGCAACAAAUGCAAGCUACACCGGAUAUUCCUGGUCAAUUAAGUAAUAUGCAUUCAAUUAUUGACAAGAUUAGCGCUGUACCUAAAGGUGGUGAUUUCAACUUUCUGAAGACUGAUAAUCAGUUUCACAACGCGAAAAAAUUUGUGACUGGGAUGAAAAUGCCCUUUGAUAACUUGCAACAACCCCCCGAAGUGGUGAACAUAUUCAAUGUUGUUGGGAACUCUGGCCCGGCAGUUGGAUCGGUUUCAAAUUUCUUUAAUUCGAUUAAAAUUGGGGGUGAUGGAUGUAAAAAGAAGGAUUUGAAACCAGCAACGGAGAUACUUGAUGAUAUCGUGGAUCUUGCGGAUAAUAUAGAUGAGGUGAAGAAGAAUAAAGAUAUGGAUAAGCUGUUUAAGUUAUGGGAAGAUGCGAAGGAGUUUGGAAAGAAGAUGAAAGAGUACGAGAAGGCUUAUAAAGAAUUCUUUGACGAGAUUCAGGAAUCGAAGCCUGAUAGACAACUUUUGAAGCAAGUGAAGCAUAUGGAACCACUUCUUGAAAAGUCUAUAACUGGAAUUGAAAAUUUGAAAGACUUGAAUCAAAUCAACGAGCUGAGAACGGAAGUUCAGACUAUUUUGAAAUCAGAGAAAGUUAUCACAGAAGUCAUAAAAUAUGUGAAGGAUCCGACGCAACGAGUUGUGUUAGAUAUAGUGUGGAAGGAUUUUCGAAAAACUGCCAGAAACCUCACACGAAUCAGUAGAAAAAUUAAGAAACUUGAAACAAUUCUAUCGGAAAUGACAGAGAAGACAGUGAUCAAUCAGACAGAGUUGCUGGAAUCCAAUGAGACAAUUGAAAUAAAAGAAUUCCUUUAUGUGUAUAUCAAAGCGGCUGAGAUGAAUUUCACGGAGUCUGUUGACUUGAGAUCCUACGUGGAGUCACUGAGAAAUUUGGAUAACACAACAAGAUCGAGGAGGGAUGUUAGAGAGGUUUAUGAGUCUUUGGAGAAGGUUUAUGAAGCGACGUCAUCGAUAAAUUGGAAUAGAAUACAUUAUGAGUUUCUGGAGAUGCCAGGCGUGAUUAUGCAGACGAAAGGCGAGUUCCAAGCGAUGAAAGUGGAUGAGGAAGAGGAUAAUUGGUGGCUCAUAUACCUGAUCAUCGGAAUCAUUUGCUCACUUGCCUGCUCUUCUUGCUGUUUCUUGGCGUUCCUCUUCUAUAAACGGCCGAUAGAUGACGAGGAGCCACCCUACGUCUGCACGGACCCAAGGUACUCAUACGUUCAAAUGCAAGAUGCUCGCCUUGAAAUGAACCACAUGGAUUCGAGGGGAAGAACCGAGCUCUAUCAAGCAGUUCUAGACAAAAAAUGGUACAAAGUACGAGAUCUUAUCGAGAAUGGGGCACUUGUCGAUGCGACAUGUGGACCGUAUCUCCGAACGGCACUGUUUGAAUUGGUGCUCGAGAAGGAUGUGGAGCAUGGAAAAGAAUUGUUGGAUGCGGGAGCUUUUAUUCUGCAGCCAGAUGUUUCUGGAAAGUAUCCAGAGCAAUGGGCGGAUGCCAAUGGAUUCAUGUUGUUGUUUGAUCAGUACUCGAAGGAAAACUCAAGACAACGAGUGAUCACACCAAAUUUACCAAGACCCUAUGAGAUUCUGGUGGUUAAUGGUGACUAUCUUCCAAGGAAAGAGAGGAAAAAGCUGCCGAAGAAGAUCAGAAAGAAGAUCACCUGGGGAUACAAACCUGGAAUGGAUUUGGAUAAGUUCACUCAUAUCGUGAUCCCACAAAAGUAUGCAAAGAAAGAGAACACAUUGGCGCUCACCGAUGAUGAUUUUUUCAUCUGGAAAUGUGUUGCAAGCCUGAGCAAUAUCAUGCCUGAAUCUUGGAUCGAUGCGAUUCUCAGAAGCCCCACCUACAUCGAAGAUGACCAUGCUCACAUGCUGAUUCAUAUGGACUAUGCUGGAAAUGAGCAUGAGGAAGCGCUGCUGAAAUUGAAGACUGACUUGCAUAUGGGACGCCCGAAAUUCUUGACAAAUGCCAAAGUUACUAUUUUGGCGACGAAGGAUCCGAAAGAGACGGAGAACAAGAAAGAAUGGGAGGAAAUUAUUAAAUCGUUUGGUGCAGAAAUCUCAUCGAAACCAGUUGCUGAUAACGAGAACACCCUCCUACCGUAUAACUCAUUGUACCCGUAUAGAAAAGCCGACAAGAAAGUUCAGAAUUCGUGCUGGAUUUUGAAAUAUGACGAUAGCAGAAUCGAAAAUAUUUGGAAGAGUGAUCCAGAGAAGUAUACUGUAGCACCGUUCCGUUUCGUUCUCGAAUGCAUCGCCCGUUAUCAAAUCUUGCCAAUCGACAAUACGGUGGUGCCAUUGGUUGGAUCACGAUCAGCGGAGUCAAAGUCAAAGGAAACAUUGAAUGAUGACAGGUCGGAUAAGGGCGUCACGGAGAGCAAGUCGAAGGAGACAGCGACGGCUUCGAAGGAAGCGGCGUCCAAGGAGACAGCGUCGAAGGAAAUAGCUACGUCCAAGGAAACGGCGUCGAGGGAGACAGCGUCGAAGGAGAAUGCGUCGAAGGAGAAUGCGUCGAAGGAGACAGUGUCGAAGGAAAUGGCUACUCCAUCGAAGGAACCAAUUAUUCGAAGUGUAAGAUUGUAA